Messenger RNA from Polychytrium aggregatum, 1526 nucleotides. RefSeq lists its product as uncharacterized. The transcript has a single exon. Bases 48 to 1355 code for a protein of 435 amino acids. NCBI's taxonomy places the organism in Eukaryota, Fungi, Chytridiomycota, Chytridiomycetes, Polychytriales. Gene Ontology annotation, molecular function: protein binding. The record is from RefSeq and is a predicted model, not a curated record.
CUGGACAUCUUCAUUGAACUUUCAUCACAAUCCACACAUCAUGCAUCAUGGCUGCCAGUGUCCAUCCCUCAACUGACACGGUUCGACCGGCCAUCGACGAGCACAAUCCAGACAUCUUCACAAUCAUCUGCUGCAACGACAGCUUCCAGCUCGCCCUUGAUUUGAACACAAUCAAGACCCUUCUCCGAGUGUGCAAACGAGCCCAAUACCUCCUGAGCUCCAAGCUGGCUCGCUUCCACCGCUGGUGUCAGAGCAUGGAGCUCCUCAAUCCAGACGGACAGUUGCGGAUUGGCCUCACACCGAGCGACGAGAUCGCCCUCUCGCUGCACUGCGAGGAUCCAGUCAAAACUGGCCGAUCCUGGCUUGAAGAUCAAGCCGACCAGGGAAAUGCUACCGCCUCGUAUCUCCUGGCAAGAAUCAUUCAAGUUGAACUCGAUCGAGUGCCCGAUCGGGAGUGGUGGGCGACAUGCCAACGCAUAUUCUUCCUGCUCGAGCAAGCCGCUCACGCCGAUCAUCUAAUGGCGGAGUGUCAUCUGGCUGAGUGCUACUACUAUGGCCAAGGAGUUAAGCGAGACCAUACCAAAGCUGUCGGAAUGUAUCGCCAUCUUGCGGACCAGGGCCAUCCACAGGCUCAGAUCGGGCUCGGUCUCUGCUACGAAGAUGGCAAGGGUGUCCAGCAGGACUUCAAUGUAGCCUUCGAGUGGUAUUCCAAGGCUGCAAACCAAGGCAGUGACGAUGGUCGACUCCACAUGGUGUUCCUCCGUGGCUGGUUCUCGUUCAUCGGUCAUGGUGUCGAACAGAGCGAUGUCGACGCCUUCAACCACUGGCAGCAAGUCAGCACCCACUCUACCAACCCAGUCAUCAAGCCCAUCGCCACCCACAUGCUUGGCUGGAUGCACUACCUUGGUCGGGGUACCGUGCGAGACGAACAGAAGGGUGUCAAGAUCAUCCGAGAGAACCAAUCGAAUGGGUUCAGGCUCGGGGAAGGUGUCCUGAUUGGUUACGUAGCCUCAUCCAACUCACCCGCAUCCCGCAAGUUCUUCAAUCUAUGCCUGCUGGGAUCGGACCGUGAAUGGCUUUGCAGACAUCUCAUGGCUCUGUGUCUGACUUGUGGAUUCGGCACUUUGAAGGACCAGGAGAAGGCAGCGGGUAUCUUUGAGCAGCUCGCCAACGAAGGCCACAGCGACAGCCAGUACAGGAUCGGAAGUUUCUACUAUGACCAGGGUGUAUCGAAGAGCUGCGAGAAGGGAUUCGAGUGGUACAGCAAGUCGGCUGACCAAGGUCAUUCAUAUGGGCAGUAUAUGGUUGGUUACUGCUACUUCUAUGGAAACGGAGUCACCCAGGACUACGCCUAGGCAGCCGAGUGGUAUCGCGAGUCUGCCGAACAGGGAAAUCGAUACGGACAAUAUUAUCUCGGUGGCUGCUACAAGAAUGGGCAUGGUGUCCCCGAAGACGUUGAGACCGCCGCCUUUUGGUAUCGCAGGUCCGCCGACCAGGGUCACCAAUACUCCAUCAACCAACUCAAG